CCUCCGUGCAGCUCACUCGAACAUCGUUCGGUCCACUAUGGCUGCGCCCUCUGCGGGCGAUACAAGCGUCACCCGGCAAUUGUGGGAUGAAACCCUGACACGUUUAUUGAAUCUAUCUGACUCCACGCUCCAGCGCAAUGCUGAGCUAGAGGCACGGGUAGCCCAUUUAGAGCUCGAGCUCUCGGUAUGGAAGCAGGCACACUCCGCUGCGCUCGACACCGCAGAGCGCGAGAGCACCGCGCAUAAUGCUGCGGUGACCGCCCUCAAUCGGCAAAUGGCUUCCCUACAGGCCGCCCAGGCCGCCAACAAUAUCAAUCCUCUCAUAUUAUGCGUCAUCGAUAGUUUCGACGGUUACUUCUUUAAUUCUUCUCUACUCGUUCAGGGCUACCAAGGUGGUCGCCUUGCUGGCCAGCAGAUCGCUAGAUAUGUGGCGGAAUAUCUCCCCAGCGAGGAGGUUAAGGUCCUCGGCCGGGCGAGCUUCUGGGUCACCGUCUACUAUAACAAAAGCGGAUUGCUCGAACUAGUCAAUGACCGGCAGUUAUGCACGGCCGAGCAGCUCGAGUCUUUCCUACUCGGAUUUACGCAAGCAUCUCCUCGCUUCACGCUCAUUGACGUUGGUCCUGCCAAGGAUGUGGCUUUUGCAAAAAUCAAAGACUACCUUCGUACAUUCUCUGCUCUUCCACAGACUCUCCGCGUCUUCUUUGGCGGGGCCUACGACAUGACCCAUAUGGCCAUUUUGUCGGAACUCCAGAAUGAGAGCCUGCUAGGCAAAAUCAGGCUACUUCAAUGCAUGGACGGCACGCCCCUCGACAUCAACAAAUUCGGUCUGCCCCGGGUGCAAUUUGGGGGUCUGCUGGUAUCACACAAGUCGCCGAAGACACCACCUCCGAUUUCGCUCCCAAUUAUGACAGCACGGGGAACCGUUACAGUCGGCGGUCUUGUCAGCCCUCAGUCGCCUCCGCGUGCUACCCUGCAGACGUCCGGCCCCCGUUUGAUAGACCCAAGCAAGCCUCUACACCGGCAAGAGCCGCCUCCAUGCAACGAGUACUACCUCAUGACAUGCAACAAAGGGACGGCAUGCAAGUACUCGCAUGAAUAUCUAUUGACACCCGACCAACUGGCGACCCUCGCAGCUAACGCCAAGAAAGCGCCGUGCAACGCCAUCAAAAGAGGCUUAGAAUGCCCCGCGGGUGACCAGUGCUGCUGGGGUCAUGUCUGCCCUAACGGAAUCCGCUGCUUCCAUCUGUCGAAGGGGAAGUGCUGGUUCAAAGGCGAGGGCAUGCACCCACCCGAUCUCUGACCUGGUUUUCGCCGUCAGUCGCAUGCUGUGGGUUUGUCGCAUUAUCGUAUUCAAACUUCGCCGAGACCCUGCGGAGGGGGGUGUACUCCUAUAUUAAUGUAUACAUUGAAUGAAUUUGCUAUACCG
Punctularia strigosozonata HHB-11173 SS5 is the source of this 1426-nucleotide messenger RNA. RefSeq lists its product as uncharacterized. NCBI's taxonomy places the organism in Eukaryota, Fungi, Basidiomycota, Agaricomycetes, Corticiales, Punctulariaceae. The transcript is spliced from 13 exons. Bases 38 to 1300 code for a protein of 420 amino acids. The record is from RefSeq and is a predicted model, not a curated record. Gene Ontology annotation, molecular function: metal ion binding.